AUGAAAGAAUCAAAAGGCUGGGUGUUGGUUUUGGAUUUCGGAUGUACCUUCUCUUCGACUCUGGUAAGAGCCGUUAGAGAGUUAGGUGUGAGAUGUGAGUUGGAAAGUCUCGAGAAGUUUAAGGGUCUAGAUAAGAAGGACUUGCCAAGUGGCGUUUUUUUAGUUGGAGGCAACGAAAGUGUUUUUGACCAGGAUGUUUUAAGUGUGGAGAAGUCACUCCUGGACACUCUCAAGGGGCACAAAGUUCCAGUCCUCUCACUUUCCUUUGGGAUGAUGUCGGUCGCAAAGUCAUUUGGCGCUAAGCUCAGAAAGACUGACAACAAGGAUUAUGUUGUUACGAAAUGUACUUUGAAGAACAGUGAACUAUUUGACAGUGUACCCAAUAGCUUAACAGUAUAUUUGAACACGCUUGACAUGGUUGAAUCAGUUCCCUCUGGAUUUGAAGUCAUUGCAAAGCAUUCUGAAGUCCCCGUCGGCCUUUACAACUCAGAUUAUAACCUCUUUUGCCUUUACUUUCACCCUGAGUCUGUGGAUACCGAAAAAGGAAACACAAUCUUACACAACUUUUUAUAUAAGGUGUGUAAAUGUGACAGAACAUGGACUCUUUCUGAGUAUCUUGAGAGGGAGUUGAAAAAUAUAGAAGAACAGUGUGGCUCUGACAAGUAUGUCGUCGCAGCUCUUUCAGGUGGCGUUGAUAGCACCGUCUCUGCUAAAAUGGUCCAGUCUGUCAUUGGCGACCGCUUCCAUGGCGUAAUGGUUGACACUGGUUUAAUGCGCCAUAACGAGAUUGCAGAGUGUGAGAAAAGGGUAAGAAAGGAAGUCCCAGGCAUUAAACUAACUGUAAGGUACUCUCAAAACGUAUUUUUUAAAGAAUUGGCUGGUGUGGUUGACCCUGAGAUGAAGAGGAAAAUCAUUGGCAGAGUUUACAUUGAAGAGUUCGAGAAGGCAAUUAAGGAAUUGGGCUUUAACGAGAAAAACUGCUUACUUCUUCAGGGUACAAUUUAUCCCGACAUUAUUGAGAGUGAGCUUAAUAGGCGCAGUAAGUUGCCUGUGAAGUCACAUCACAAUGUCGGCGGCCUUCCUGAGAGGAUGAAGUUUGAACUCAUUGAACCUGUUAGAUACCUUUUUAAAGAGGAAGUUCGCGAGCUUGGAAGGCUUCUUAAGUUAUCAGAGGAGACUUUUAAACGCCAACCUUUCCCUGGUCCUGGUCUUGGUGUUCGUGUUCUUGGUGCCUUAACUCCUGAAAAUGUACAAAAAGUUCGUAUGGCUGAUAAAAUUGUUCGUGAGGAGGUUGAGAAAUCCAAGGCUGAUGUUUCACAAUACUUUUGUAUUUAUUUACCAAAUUUGAAGAGCACAGGUCUGGUUAAGGGUCAGCGUGUUUACGGAACUACAGUGGUUGUGCGUUGUGUUAAAACAAAGGAUUAUGUCACUGCUAAGUGGGUUCACUUUGACCAUGAAGUUUUGGACCGUAUUUCCCAAAGGAUAACCUCAGAGGUUCCCGGCGUCAACCGUGUACUACUCGAUAUAACUAACAAGGAGCCCGCAACAAUAGAGUGGGAAUAA
Theileria annulata is the source of this 1563-nucleotide messenger RNA. Its product is annotated as GMP synthase, putative. The transcript has a single exon. Gene Ontology annotation, molecular function: GMP synthase (glutamine-hydrolyzing) activity; GMP synthase activity; ATP binding. Bases 1 to 1563 code for a protein of 520 amino acids. The record is from RefSeq and is a predicted model, not a curated record. Gene Ontology annotation, biological process: GMP biosynthetic process. NCBI's taxonomy places the organism in Eukaryota, Apicomplexa, Aconoidasida, Piroplasmida, Theileriidae. Gene Ontology annotation, cellular component: cytosol.